Molecule: messenger RNA, 720 nt
Organism: Coffea eugenioides
Lineage: Eukaryota; Viridiplantae; Streptophyta; Magnoliopsida; Gentianales; Rubiaceae
Product: neurofilament light polypeptide-like
Exons: 1
Coding region: 1-720 (239 amino acids)
Source: RefSeq, a predicted model, not a curated record
AUGGUGACCACGGCCUCCCAGACGGCAUUUGUGGCCGAGAUGACGCAUCGGUACUGUGCCCUAAUCGAGGAGCAGGACACCGGCAAGCUACAAGAUCAGAUUGCCAAGUUGAAGAAAAAAUUGGUGGUGUCCGAGUCCGAGAAGUCUGAGCUUCAGCGACGCCUUCAAGAAGCCGAGACGAAAGGGGAGGAGGCCGAGGCUACCAUCAACAGUUUCAAGUCGGCUUUGGAGGAAGAGCAGAAGAAGGCGGAGGAGGUGAAGAAGACCCACGAACAGGCUCUCGAGAGCGCAAGGACCUCGGCAGUUGAGGAUUUCCGGAGGUCCGAGACCUUCAUCGGGGAUCUCGGCCAGCUGACGAGGCCGAGCUUCAUGCUCGGCUUCACGUCGGCUAUCGACGAGGCCGCAGUUCACCUCUCCUCCGAAACCUUGGAGUCUUUAAGAAACAACGCCAACUAUAAUGAAGACUCCAAGGAAUUGUGCGAUCGGAUGGCCGACGGGAUCCAAGUUGGAAGGAACUUGGCUGAGGUCCAGGACGAGUUCAACAAGUGGCUAUCCGAGCUCGACGAAGUGUUCGAGGAGGACGGAGGAGAGGACGCUGGGGGCGACGUCGGCGAGAAGGCCGAUGAAGGGCACGAAGGAGGCGGAGAAGGUGAGCCUCAUCCCGGCGGGGAAGAAACCGGGGAGGCAAUUGGCCAGGAGGGAGCCGAGACAGGGGUCUAG